AUGUCAGAAGUCGACCAGUCCACCGAACAAAUCGCCAAUGACCUCAAGAACUUGAGCACCGGCCCCGUUGAAGAUGCCGUCGAAGAUGCCGUCGAAGAUGCCGUCGAAGAGGUCCUAACUGCUGAGGAGCGCGCCACUGACUUGCUCGAGUCCUCGUACAGCGUCGUCGUCAAGCUGGCCGACCAGCAGGCCGAUGCCAACUCUCCUCUUUACUCUGCAAAGUCCUUUGAGGAUCUUGGCCUCCACGAGGACUUGCUCAAGGGUAUCUACAACAUGAAGUUCGCCAAGCCCUCCAAGAUCCAGGAGCGCGCCCUGCCCCUGCUUCUGCAGAACCCUCCCAGGAACAUGAUUGCUCAGUCCCAGUCCGGAACCGGAAAGACAGCCGCCUUUGCUCUUACCAUCUUGAGCCGCAUCAACUACGACCUCCAUGCCCCUCAGGCUUUGGUUUUGUCGCCUUCGCGUGAGUUGGCUCGUCAGACCAUGGAGGUCAUUCAGGAGAUGGGUAAAUUCACCCAGGUGACCACUGCCCAGGCCAUCAAGGAUGAGAACUUGCCUCCCAAGGUCAACUCGCACAUCAUUGUCGGUACCCCUGGUACCGUUUCUGACCUGAUCAAGCGUCGUGUGAUUGACGCCAAGAACAUCCGCCUCUACGUUUUGGACGAAGCCGAUAAUAUGUUGGACAUGCAGGGUCUCGGCGAUCAGAGCCGCAACUUGAAGAAACUUUUGCCCCGCGACUGCCAGAUUGUUCUCUUCUCGGCUACCUGGGCUGACCGUGUCCGUCAAUUCGCCCACGAGAUUGCCCCCAAAGCCAACGAAAUCACUCUCAAGCCCGAGGAACUCUCUGUUGACGGUAUCAAGCAGUUCUACGUCGACUGCCGUAGUCAGUCCAAGGAGAACAAGACCCAGAAGUACGACAUUCUCGUCGGUCUCUACUCCCUCCUCACCGUCUCCCAGUCCAUCAUCUUCGUCAAGAAACGUGAGACUGCGGAUGAGAUUGCGCAAAAGAUGUCAGAGAAGCACCACGCCGUCGUCUCGCUGCAUGGAAAGUUGGAAGCCGCCCAGCGUGACGAAGUCAUUGACUCGUUCCGUGCCGGAAAGUCCAAGGUCCUGAUCACAACUAACGUCAUUGCCCGUGGUAUCGAUAUCGCCAACGUCAACAUGGUCGUCAACUACGACAUGCCCACAGACCAGUAUGGCCGCCCCGACCCCGAGACUUACCUCCACCGUAUCGGUCGUACGGGUCGUUUUGGCCGCACUGGAGUGUCGGUCAACUUUGUCCAUGACAACAAGUCGAUGCAGGUCAUGAACGAUAUUGAGGCCCAUUUCGAUCGGAAGAUGGUUGCCCUCCCCGAUGACCUUGACGAGGCUGAGGAGAUCAUCAAGAAGGCCAUGAAGUCUACUUAA
This is a messenger RNA of Linnemannia hyalina, 1404 nucleotides long. The record is from the annotation of a GenBank genome assembly. Lineage: Eukaryota; Fungi; Mortierellomycota; Mortierellomycetes; Mortierellales; Mortierellaceae.